Molecule: messenger RNA, 1640 nt
Organism: Cuscuta epithymum
Lineage: Eukaryota; Viridiplantae; Streptophyta; Magnoliopsida; Solanales; Convolvulaceae
Source: the annotation of a GenBank genome assembly
UGCAACACGGGCCACAAGUCUGCAAACCUAGUCUUCCACAAAAUUUCUGUCACAUAGCUGAGUAAAAAAAUUAUGGUCCGCCGACUCCCCGUCAUCAACAACAGACCCGUCGCUGGCUUUGACGCUGUUGUCGGUACUGAAGUCAUAGACUGAAAGUCUGAAACCCAUUUCGGAAGUCGCUGGAACCCAAUGUAAGCCAACCUCAAGUUCGGGGAUUCAGGGCGGGAGUACUCCAAGUGCGUACCUUAAAAUUCAAAAUUCGAAUUGGUGUUAAACUUAUCACACCAAAAACACGCGAAAAUGCAAGGCAGCGAGAGCGAGAAAAUCUUUGAUUCCUACAACCUAAACCCGCAGCUAUUCGUCAAUGAAGUUAUCGAUUCCGUGAACACCAUUGUAAAUGAAGCUUUUGAGUUCUUUCUGCAGGAAACAGCAAAAAAUCUGCAAGUCGAGGGUACUGACCGAUUUGAACCUCUAAAAAAGGGUGUAGAAUAUAUACGGAACAUUGUUCAGUCAAAGCUUGACAAGCGUCAGUAUAUGUGGGAGAAGUACUGUUUGAGCCAGUGCUUUGCUGUUCCACAAGGAUUCUCUUUGCCUCAAGCGGAUAAACCAUCUGUCGAUACUUCCUCAGAUCAGGACGCGGAACUGGAUGCACAGUUGGAUUCCUUGAGAAGCAAACUCGCUCAGGUAGUUGAAGAGUCCACUGACCUCAAUAAAGAACUUCAGGCAUUGGAAAUGCAGUCUAGUAAGAAUAAACGCUCUGCAGCUUCUCUUAACGAAGUGAUACAGUUCUGUGAUGAACUGGGUUUCCAUGAGAAGUUUUCAGAGCUGGUAACAACUGCAUCGGAGCUCCGAUCAUCCUUGGAGAAAAGGGUAACUCAAAUGUCUACUGAGAUUGAACACGAAAGAGCAGAGAAAAUUCGCAAGUUGGAUGAUGAUGAUGAUAAGCUUCGUCUGAAUUAUCAUGGUUAUGGUGACCAUUCUGGUCUCUGUAAUGUUAAACUUGAAGACCUUACACAAUUUCUGGAUGAUGUGAAGACACCGAAUGAUCUUUAGCUCGUUCUGAUUGUGAGCUAAUGAAUGAUGCACAACUCUGUGUCAAUGGCUACUCCCUAUGAAGUCUCUCUCCAAAUUUAGGCGGGUAUUGGCAUGUUAAGUGACCUGCUUCAUUUUUGGCCGUGUACUCGUGGGUAAAAAUAUAGUGAAAAUGUGGCACAAUAUGCAAACAAGAAUGCUCUAUUACUGAUCCUGACGCGCAUGUUUCUGAAACGUAAAUUAAAUCUAAAAAAAAAGAGCUGACCAAGCCUCCCUUUUGUUGAAUCUUACCGGGGAAAGACAUCUACUAAUGUUGCUAUUGAUAUAGGAGAUGAAAAAAUGAUGACUAUUGAGACUUGAGAGAAAUAAAUCUGUGUUGAUGCAAUGUAUGUGUCAGGAUAAGGUGAGACUAAAAUAGAUGUUCAAAUAUAUAUAGUAUACUAGUAUAGAAGUUCACAAUGGGCUAUGGGCCAUGGCACAGAUAAUGGCCUAUGGGCUAUGGCACAUGACUAUGAGCCCAUUUUGCAAUAUCGUGAAAUUGGCUGAAUAUGUUGGUUCUAUUGAAAUUUAUGAACUUUUGGCUGAAGUGGUUGAUUUUGCUAAUUUAU